Molecule: messenger RNA, 2383 nt
Organism: Exophiala viscosa
Lineage: Eukaryota; Fungi; Ascomycota; Eurotiomycetes; Chaetothyriales; Herpotrichiellaceae
Product: heterokaryon incompatibility protein-domain-containing protein
Exons: 1
Coding region: 333-2174 (613 amino acids)
Source: RefSeq, a predicted model, not a curated record
CACCUAUUCCUCCAUGUAAACCUCGUUUCAUUCCCAUGGCCAUGACUCGACCCCCGUCGAAGCUUAGUCACGUGUCUACAGCUGUUUUGCAGUCGUUCUAAGUGUUUCAACUUUGGGGGCUAAAAGGGCCAAAUCUUAAUGUGACGAUUUGGACUUGACAACACGUAUAUCGCAAGAUGAAUUUCCUUGCAGGUGAGGCUUAUACUAUAAUAGCCUCUCUGACGAUCUCGGGGCAAGAUGCUGAAAUAUCAUAUCCCCUGACCGCAUUUGCAAACGCUCGUGCACAACCGUUCACGGUUUAAGGAGCGGAGACUUGUCAAGCAUCCAGCAAAAUGUCCACCGAAGAGUUCCGGCACGAACGCCUCAAAUUAUCAGGCACUUUCAUGCGCCUGCUACAGAUCCAAGGCGGCACCAAGAAAGACGCCCUCAGCCUACGCAUCACGCAGUACGCCAUUCACCGGCGUCCAGCGUACAUCGCAAUCUCAUAUACAUGGGGCAAUGCCGCCGACACCCAUCUCGUGCGCGUUAAUGGUCGGCCAUUUCGCGUCCGGAGUAAUCUCUGGCACUUACUGUGGCAUUUACGACAGCGCGGUGUGAGUCAGUUCCUGUGGAUAGACGCUUUGUGCAUCGACCAGGCGAAUCUCGAGGAGCGCAAUUUCCAUGUCCAGCUCAUGGGGAAGAUCUAUGAUAGCGCGGACAGGACGAUCGUGUGGUUGGGUCUGCCGUCGGAGGAUAGACGGCAGGCCCGCGCGCUGGAGUUUGUUGGCGAGAUGGCGACCACGAUUCGAGGUAAGCAGGGGUCCGCAAGGUUUAGGGAUGUUUAUCUUAGUGACAAAUAUGCUGCGCGAUGGAUGAAUUUGGUUGGAUUAUGCCACGGAGUGUAUUGGACGCGAACGUGGAUUAUACAGGAGUUUCUGCAGGCGAAGGAAGUCGAGGUUGUUUGUGGGACGGCGAGCCUGGACUGGAAGGAUUUUGAGGAUGUGGUGAGAACGAUGAGAGCGAUAGACUUUCGGGAAACGGAAAAGCCAGCGUUUAUGGACCUGUUUGCGCAUACGCUACCGGUGAGAUUGACUGCGCGGAGGAUCUCGCAUACUGAGUCGACGCUGGAGGAGUUGCUUGCUGAGUUUUAUGACUCGAGGUGUGCGGAGCGGAGGGAUAAGGUCUAUGGGAUGCUCGGGAUUGCUGAUGAUUGCGGCGAGAAUGAGACGGGGUCAUACAGAGGGCCCAAGCCGGAUUAUUCAAAGAACAUUGUUGAAGUCUUCUUUGAGGUGUUUAAGUAUCUGCGUCCGAGUGAGGCGCGGAAGCAUUUGUCGGUGCAGGGUGUUUGUCUGGCGGUACGGGCACUCGGGAUUACGCAAGCUGAUAUCGAAGGCUAUGUGGCUUCUUUUGCGGGCCGUAUGGCGAGUCUUGAGGCUGUCUUGUCCGAAUUGCAGUGUCCACUCACCCCGGACUAUGUGAACAUUGUUGAUGAGGUUCUGCCUGGGUGGACGAGCAUUCGCGAUCUCAGACAGCGGCUGGAUCAGGUCGAUUGGGCAAAGUAUGUCGGACAUGAGGUCAAGCGGAAGGUCUCAAGAAGUGCAGCUGACUCGUUGCAACGCACGGGGUCUGGAGGGAGGCAGACAGAGUAUGUACGCUCUCCAUUGCCUCCGGAUCUGGUUGAGAACGUUGUUCAGGCUGCGUCGCAAAGCGAAGAUCUUUUGCAUUUGUACAAUUAUUCUCUGGCCAGCGAGUGUGUCAUUCCCCUCGAGGACGUGUUGCUGCACGAGGAGGAUAAAAGGAGAGCGAACAACACAGGACUGACGAAGCCGUCGAUCGUGAUCGAGUCAAACCUGGACCGAGACGUCGAGCCAGUCAGAUUGGGAUUUGCCUGUACGGAUGUUCGUGCAGGCGACUUGAUAUGCCAGUUUCGUGGGGUAGACAUAGCGAUCAUUGCGAGACGGGUGGCUGGAGGUCUGAAGAUUGUGGGCCGAGCAAGAAUGGUAGGACAUCAAGGACUGAGAGAAGAAGGGGCGGCGCAUCCAGGGUGCAGGAGUCGAAAAGGGCCUGGUUCAGGAAGGAUGUGGUCUGGUCUGGUCGGAUCAACUGAAGGCAAUUCUCGAGAUACCGAUAAUGAGCAUGAGUGGACAAUGCAGACAGAUCCAAUGAGUCUAUGGGAAUUACUUGCGCCAGGAUGAGCCAAGUAAGGAAGAUUCGAAUAAGAGCGAUUGUUUCCGUGGACGGGGAACCACGAAGUCGUGAGAAGGAUGGAAAGAAACCCUUUUUGGCGGCGAGAUACGCAUCACCAGAAGAUGCUCUCCAUGACAAACAGGAGUUAUGAAAAACCUUCGAUGAUCCCAGGGCAGCAAAGGCUGUGCGGUAGAUGGUCAAACUCGCGACGGUACAG